AUGGAAUCUCUGGUAAACAAGCUUAACAAAUGGUACGAGCUGAAGAAGGAGCACACCCGCUUGAUGCAUGAAAGAAGAGAAAGAGAGGUGAGGAGAAUUGUUGAGGAAGCAAAGAAAACUCAGAACAUUGAAAUGCUUUUGGAGAUACUGACCACGGAUGCAGACAAGUGUAAGGACCUCGAGGGGUUUCUAACCAGCGAGUUCAAGAGAAGCAUAGCAUUCAACAGUAAGGAGAGAAUAAACCAGAUCAUUAAAUGUAUGUGCAUCCUAGGCUUGAAACGAGAAAAACCUAGGUUAAUGAUGAUAGACCACCUUGAGAGUGUUUACUCAAAGACAAGAAAACCCUCGACUGUAUCAAGGAUAGAGCUUCUUAAGAAACUCCAAGAAUACGACGAGACAAAUGGCCUGAAGAUCCAUGAAUACAUUGAGAAUAGAAUUGACGAAGAGGUGGACGAAUAUGUGAGGAAAAUACCUCUAGAGGCCCCGAAGGAGUUAGAUAGAUGGUUGAACGAAAUGGUUGGAGUAGGACGGUACAGGCCAAGGCUCUUGCAGAUGUACAAAGAUCUUGAGAUCAAAUACUUCACAAUGUGUCUUGGGAUUGUGAUGUUAGGUGACAAGGAAAGUGCCGUAGAAGACAUUGUGUAUCUUGUUAAUAAGAUCCGCUUGCGGAGUAAUACAGUUGGGGUUUCUAUAGACAAUGAGGUUAUGGAGAAGCUCAACGAGUGUAAGAUGCUAUGGGAGGAAGAGAUUAAAGCACUAUUUCACCAUUGUGAACAGCUAUGA
Molecule: messenger RNA, 783 nt
Organism: Encephalitozoon intestinalis ATCC 50506
Lineage: Eukaryota; Fungi; Microsporidia; Unikaryonidae
Exons: 1
Coding region: 1-783 (260 amino acids)
Source: RefSeq, a predicted model, not a curated record